GAACAAAUAUAUGAAGCAAAAGGAAGAAUAAGACUGACUACAGCCACGAUAUGAUCGUCUCCAGAGUCUUUCUGGCUCUGCUGUUGUGGUCCGUCUCCUUUGCGGCUGUGGCGCAGGAGACGUGCGAGAAUGCACCCCUCAACGAACCCAUCGGCAUUGACCUUGGUCACCAUCUUAUCAUGGCCUCCUACGCCAACUCCGCAGACAGUUUCACGCUCUUAGGCGCAGUCAAACACCAAGACUAUCAGAAACAGAUUCUAGAAUUGUCCAUGAAUCACUUUUGGCAAUCAGGGCUAGCGGGGCCGGGGCCGAACUCCCGGGGUUCGACGCCGUUGGCGCUCAUGAGGAGCGCCGCCUGGCAAUUCUUCCAGGUCAUCGAUGCGAGAUUCGCCGUUAGUAGCACUUCAUAUGUCGCCUGGACUCGAGGUUCGAUUCGUUCGAUUUACGAUGAUGUCUCCGGGGCUAUCCCCAUCCCUAUCAAGCGGAGGAUCAGGUCCACCCUCAUCUCGUGCGGCCUCUUGAAGAAGAAGCUGUCUAUACCCGACAUUAUCAAAACAUUUACCGAAGUAUUUACCGAAAUCAAGACCACGGCUUUUGAAGCUCAUAGCGUCAACGUGACCUGGGCCGUGGUCGGUGUGCCGGACUUCUUCAACGACACCCUGAAACAUGCCGUCAUGCAAGCCGGGCAGCAGGCGGGAAUCACAAUCCUCGAGGAGGCAAUUCCCCCGCGCUCGUUCUGCACGCACUAUCUGAAUCCGGCGAUUGACGCCGAUGCUAGGGUACUGGUUAUCCACCAAGGACAGUUCCAUUGUGGCGUUCAGUUGUACGAUAGGCCGCAAACCCGCCGCCGCCGCCGAUCAGGGUAUCCAUAUCUUCCGUUGACUCCGUGGGCGAGUGACCGCAUUCAACACCAGCUUGUGGAUGAGAUUGUUAGCGGUGAUCCCUAUUUGAGGACUCUGGUUAACCAGGGAGGCGACCGGGGGUUUCUGACACACGCGGUACAGAAGGCAAGGUUGACGUUGAUGGGGUAUGACCCGGCAGUCGAGCUGUUGCUGGGUUUGGAGCGGCCGCUGCGGAAUGAGGCUGGUGGUAACGAAGACGAUGACGGGGAAAUGCUCGCCGAACUUCCGAUCAAUCUGGACUCCUGGUGGGCACAUGGGAACUUCCCAGAUUUGGUCCUCACACGUAGCCAAAUCACGGCGGUUGCAGACAAGUAUGUGGAGACUCUGGCAGGAAGUAUCCAUGCUUACCUGCAAGCUACCAGACGAUCACGCAAGAAGACAAGCGCAACGAAAGCCCAGAGGGUGGACUAUGCGAUUGUAUUGACGGACCACUUUGAUGGCGAGCUCGUGCGACGCGCUGUUCGGGAGGCUAUCGGGGAUGGAGUUCCUAUUCUUGGUUCGUUGAAGGAAAUGACUAUGGCGGCGGACGGUGCUGCGAGGUUGGCGUGGAAGCGGAGGGAAAACCUACUUCUAAGGCAGAACAGUGCAGGCGCUAGGCAUGACGAACUCUAA
Molecule: messenger RNA, 1514 nt
Organism: Aspergillus japonicus CBS 114.51
Lineage: Eukaryota; Fungi; Ascomycota; Eurotiomycetes; Eurotiales; Aspergillaceae
Exons: 2
Coding region: 51-1514 (487 amino acids)
Molecular function (GO): ATP-dependent protein folding chaperone; ATP binding
Source: RefSeq, a predicted model, not a curated record